Molecule: messenger RNA, 845 nt
Organism: Pungitius pungitius (ninespine stickleback)
Lineage: Eukaryota; Metazoa; Chordata; Actinopteri; Perciformes; Gasterosteidae
Gene: guca1g
Product: guanylate cyclase activator 1g
Exons: 4
Coding region: 48-611 (187 amino acids)
Biological process (GO): visual perception
Cellular component (GO): cone photoreceptor outer segment; photoreceptor inner segment
Molecular function (GO): calcium ion binding; calcium sensitive guanylate cyclase activator activity
Source: RefSeq, a predicted model, not a curated record
CGCAGACAGUCGCAUCGCUGCCAUUCGCUCGGUUCCAUCGGGAGGCCAUGGGCCAGGAGGAGAGCCACAGCGGGGAGAUGAACCAGGCCCAGAUCCAGGAGCUGUGCCUGGUCUUCAUGAAGGAGUGUCCGAGCGGCGCCCUCCACCUGCACGAGUUCAAGAGGAUCUUCGGGGUGGUGAGCAGCUCGGCGGAGGAGUCGCUCUACAUCGAGACGGUGUUCCACUCCUUUGACACCAACAAGAACAACACGCUGGACUUCAUGGAGUACGUGGCGGCGCUCCACCUGAUCCUGAGGGGGAACCUGGAGGAUCGGCUCAAGUGGUCCUUCAAGAUGUACGACACGGACGGGAACGGCAUGCUGGACCGGCACGAGGUGAAGCAGAUCAUCCGGAUUCUUUAUAAAAUCAAACUCCAGAAGAGUGACAUCAGCAUGACGCCAUCGGAAAUCUGUGACCGGAUCUUUGACCUGGUGGAUCAGAAUCAUGAUGGUCUGAUCACCUUGCCUGAAUUCAUGGAGGGAGCUCAGAAGGAUGAGUGGCUCAUGAACCUCCUCAAGUUGGACGUCAACGCCACCGGUUGGGUCAUCCAGAACUGUGGGAAGUUACCAUGACCUCCCCCUUGGUGGGAGGCGCUGCUUGCAGGUUUUUCUUUGAGGCCAACUCAGAGGUGUGUCUCACCUGUGUCUCACCUGUGUCUCACCUGUGUCUCACCUUCGUCUCCAAGCUUCCUUUGAUUCAAAGCCGGAGCUCGGCUGCAGUUCUGCUGUGAUUUUGACCGUGUUCCGAUUCCUCGCUGCAUGGCCUCUGGACUGUUGUGGCCUUCAGCUGAUGUCACUAUCUCACGA